AUGGUGAUGGCGAGGUUGCUCAGCAUCACGCUCGUCCUGCUCGUUGCACCAGUGUCCUUAGCACAGCCUACUGUCGCGGGGGAGUUCUUGGAGAAGAAACCAACACAAGUUGUGGCACAAGAUCCUCCCUCCACGACGAGGCUUGAUCCAGCAGUCGCCACGGAAGUGGCUCCCUCGUCACAUGCGACCCCAGCAGCGCAACAACAGCAGGAGUUGAAGGAGUCCCCAGUGGCUCCUGCUCUAACCGUCACCGUCUCAGCGCGGUCCACACAAGGAGCCGCGCGUCCAGAACAAGCCUUUGUGCUCGAGGUGCCAUUGGCCAUGCCUCCGAAGGAGGCAGCGGCGAAUCCUGCUGCGGCUUCGACAGCCACGGCACCAGCCUCCACAAAAACAGCACUUCCAGAGAAGGUACCUCCAGCCACAGCGGUGGCAACUUCAACGCCCGCUACUGCGGACACGGUGCCUCCGCCUGUCAAGGAGCAAGCCUACUCUGCGCAGACUUGGAAUCCAUGGCGGGUGUGGCAAGAGCUGAGCGCUCUCGAGUCCCUGCUUGCUGGUCUAACGUUUGCCAGCAUGGUGAAAGCGAUGUGCAUGGCUGGAAAUAUCCUCGUGCAAAUCAGCCCCUACCCCCAGGUGCAACGUUGGGAGCUUCGAGGCAGCACUGGGGAGUCGGAUGCAGCGCCAUAUGUUUCGAUUGCCUUCGGUGGCUGGCAGUGGUGCUACUAUGGCUUCUUUGCGUACUUCAUCACCUCUCGCAGUGGCUUUCUGAUCCUUGUACAUUCCAACUUCUUAGGGGCCAUUUUGGGGUCAUACUACAUCAUCACCUACUUCCGCAACUGCAAGAAUCCGGAGAUGCUCCAGAACUUGCAGAAGUAUCUGGCUGCAGUUGUUGCCCUGAUCCUGCUUCAAGUUUGCGCGCUCACAACGCUUCCUGUUGAGCGUGCUCUUUUCAUGACUGGUCUGGUAUCAUCUUUCUGCAGCUUCGUUGGGGCCAUUUCCAUGCUCUUCUGCCUGCCAGCAGUGAUCCGUGCGAAAGACAGCAGGGCCAUUCCUGGACCGCUGGUUGGGGCUAACUUUGCAAGCGCAGUGGUUUGGUGCAUUUGUGGCUUGAUGCUCUCAGAUCCCAUGAUCGCUGCACCCAACGUCGUGUGCUGCCUGUCGUCCCUUCUGUGCUUGUACCUGAAGAUGGUGUACCCGCAUCCCGACGAGAGUGCGCAGGAUGAAGUAGACGUGCCACGGCCGAUCAAACAGAGGGGCUGGAAGCAGCUUGGGUUCCCGGAACCAACAGAAGCGACGCCGCUGGCUGACUCCUCCAGAGUGGCAGAGUUCCUGAAGCCACCAUUCGGCACUGAUGCAGGAGUGCCCCUGGAGGGUCUCAAAGAGUACUGGCGUCAAAACAUCGUCCGAAAUCAGGAUACUCAAAGCUACUUCUUGAAGAAUGAGCUCUCGCGACUCUUUGAGCGAGUGGGCGUGGAAAUGCGCAGCCCGGAGGAACAGCUGCUGGCACAAGGCCGUGAAUGGAUUGAGCGAAACUCUGAUCGUCUCGCACAGUACAGGAGCCAGACGGAACCCCAAUUCCAGGACACCAGGAGUUUUCGCGAUUUCCGCCGGAGAGAUCGGUUGGACGCGCGAUUCGGCGUGGAGUGGCAAACAGCAGAGGUUCUGGAAGUGAACUGGGAGGAGAUGACUGUGCUGGUUCAGACCACUCAGCCGAACUCCGUCAACUCUCCGAGCCCAAAGUCGCAGCGAGAGUGGAUCCCAAUGGAGUCGGAGAGGCUCGCCGAGUUCGAGACGAAGAGCCAGCAGGCGGAGCACGAGGCCGAGCCAGCUCCACUCUUGGCUCGCUCGGUGAGCACUGGCGGCGUGUGCCCGCGUCCUGGGGCCUGCGGCCUUCAGAAUCUGGGAAACACGUGCUUCAUCAACUCCAUGUUGCAGUGCCUCUCAAAUUCUACAGAUCUUCGGUCGUUUUUUGCCGGCACUUCAGGCAAUCCUCCAGCCUUUGUCAACCAGAUCAGCACCUCGCCACUCUCCACAGAGGGUCGCAUUGCGAGGGAGUUUUCGCAACUUCUUCGCCUGAUGUGGUCCAACGAGAAACGGAGCGUGGCCCCCGCGGCACUGAAGAAGCUCAUAGGCCAGAAGAGGCCCGAGUUCAGCGGCUAUCAGCAGCAUGAUGCUCAAGAGCUCUUGUGCUUCCUCCUGGAUGCGCUGCAUGAAGACGUGAAUCGAGCUCCGUAUCCGUUUCCGCCUGCAGCCGAAGAAGAGGAGGAUUCCACCAAACCAGAGGAAGAGCGGGCUAGGGAGAUGUGGGAACAGCACAAAAGGCGUAGCGAUUCGGAGAUUGUGGACCUGUUCCAGUUCCAGAUCCGCUCCGAGCUGGAAUGUCCAGAAUGCCACAACGUGAGCGUCACUUUUGACCCCAUCAUGUACCUUACGCUGCCUGUGCCGAAACCUCCGCACUCGGUGAGUGUGACGGUGGUGCCUGCAGACUACCCCCUUGCACCUUUGCAAACCAUCGAUCUGGAGGUUGCGGAGACUGCUACGAUGGAAGAGAUGGAAAGUGCGCUUUGGACUGCCUUGGGUCGGACUCCCACGAUUCCCUCGUGCUUUUGCUUUGGAGAUGUCUGCUAUGGACGAAUCUACAAGCACUUCAACCCACAUGAUCUGGUCAGCACAAUCCGACCAAUGGACAACGUCCACGCAUUUGAGGUACAGCUCAGCCAAGAUGUCAGCCCUGCGGAUCAUCAUUUCGUAGACGUGGUGGUCAGGAAGAGGGGCAAGGCCACAACAAUGGCUGCUGGAUCUGCUUGGCAGUAUGACAAGUUCGACACGCCGCGGCUACUCGCCGUCACGCGCAAUGCACAAAACUCAGAUGUACAUCACCAACUAACGAAGAUGGCCGAGCACAUGCUGAGUGCUUGCAACGUUCCUCCACCCUGGUCUUUCGAGAUCUCAGCAGAGUUGGAUCCAAGCGGCAUGAGGGGCGGAGAUCUCCUGCCGGACAGAGAUACGCCCUUCCGGUCUGGUCCACGACCUCCUCAGACUUUGGGGAUUGACUUCGUUCAGGCGAAGCAAGCAGACAUGCUCAAAGAGGCAUUGCCCAAGCCACCGCCAAAUGGCAAAGGAUCAAAGGGAGCUGGUGGUGGCACCACACUCAUCUCCUGUCUGAAGAAAGGUAUGGAGAGAGAAAUCCUUGCCGAAGCAGACAGUGUGUACUGCCGGAAGUGCAAAGAGUUCCGGCGCCAAAGCAAGAAACUGGACGUGUGGUCUCUACCUCCUUUGCUGAUUGUUCAUCUGAAACGCUUCGGCCGGGAAAGGCUUGAUGGCCCUUUGGUCAAGCUGCGGUGCGCAGUGGAUUUCGAGCCACAGCUGGAUCUGCAGGAGUUCAUGCGUGGAUCCAGCUGCACGAGCACGAGAUUUCAGCUGUAUGGAGUCGUGAACCAUCAUGGCAACGUCGGCGGAGGGCACUACACAGCACAUGCAGUCGUGACAUCACCGGCUCCAGAUCCGCUUGACCAAGGCGAGUGGUACAACUUCAAUGACUCCUUGGUCGAGAAGGCAAGCCUUGCUGAUCUGGACAAGGAGGCUGCAUACGUCCUGUUCUACCACCGCAUCGAUUCCUGA
Messenger RNA from Symbiodinium natans, 3621 nucleotides. The record is from the annotation of a GenBank genome assembly. NCBI's taxonomy places the organism in Eukaryota, Dinophyceae, Suessiales, Symbiodiniaceae.